ACUGAAAUACCGUGGCAAUUAUAGAGUUGUUGUUAAGUCGCUGCUAGGCUGGUUUUAUUAUCACCGGACAGAGUCUUUGUUAAAAUGCUACACUAAGCUAACCGUUUGCCUUGGCUGUAGCGUCACAUCUAUUAGAUAAAGACAGCGGUGUCUAUCUAGGUCGUGUUUAUAAUGUGUAUUUCUCCCCCAUUUCACAUCUGAAUUAUUCGCUGUGUAAAACAAACGCGAGCAACAAGUAAACGUUGCUCUUUUGAGCGUCGUUUAUUGCACAGAAAUCAAAGAGUUAAUGGAUCAACGUUGCUCUUUUAGUGUAUUUACGGUAGCGGUGCUCUUCCAAUCCCGCAGCAGCACUUUCUCCUGCCUGCGGUCACAUCUUGUUGCCAGAACUUCAUUGACGCGGUGACGCUGGGUAUCAUUGUUAUUCAUUCAAGCUCUGCGUCUUUUUUUCUUCGUUUAAUUGCCUUUAUUUUGCACACACACAAAAAAAAUCGCAGCGAGACGCACGUCCAGCUUUGCCGCAUGCUUGUGUCUUUGUUCACAGCCCGUUUUGGAGUCGCUUCUUCUUUUGGAGUUGUUUUCUUGCGGACGAUUUAAAGGAGCACUGAUCCAUCAGCCAGCGUUUAAACCUCUCAGCUUUAAGGAUAAGAUUCUUUCUUAGAGACGGUUAUAUAAUCAGCGAGAUCAUUCCCGUCCGUGUUCAUGCCAGAUCUGCAGCGUUUUAGUUUUCCAUACCAUAGCAUGAAUCCUUUGUUGGGGGCCAAUACGCAUCUCCAACAGCAUCCGCAGCAGAGCCAAACUCCCGGACACCCAGACUCCCCCUCAGUCAUCCUCCCUGACGCCGUUUUCGGUGGACCGGACCCGGCGUCUUUUCUACUAGGUGAUCAACCCAGCCCGGGGCCUGAUCAUCCGGGGCCUGACUUCACCGCACCCUCACAGACCUCACCUUACCUCCAGCAGUACCAUCACCGCGCUGUGCCGCAUCAACCCGCAGCCAUGGCUCUUAGAAACGACUUGGGAUCCAACAUCAGCGUCCUCAAAACUCUCAAUCUGAGGUUCAGAUGCUUUUUAGCAAAAGUGCAUGAAUUAGAGCGCAGAAAUAAGAUUUUAGAGAAGCAGCUGCAACAGGCGCUGGAUGCCAACAAGGGCUGUCAAGGUGGAUGCUGUGAUAGCAGGGCUCAUACCCAGGAAGCAGGAGUGCAGACCGGAUUUGUCGGGACCAUACAGCUCAGGCCCGGCUCCCUCCCCUUCCACAACACCAACAACUCAGCCAGGAGGCCUACAACACUGUUCCCAACGCCACUCACUACAACCUUCCCGCCUGCAGCUGCUGAAAACUCCUGUUCAACCCAAACAAACACCACUUGUAACCCAGCUAUCACCAUUAGCCAGUGCUCUCCCUGUGUGGACUCCCCCGGCUCUGGCCCCAAAACUGUCCCCAACAGUGCAGGCCAGGGAUGCUCCACCAACCCUCCCCCAAGGUUCCUCCCAGGAACCAUCUGGUCCUACAACCACACCCGCAAGUUUGGCCCCGGUGCGGAGCGUCUGACCAGCCCAGGAGUUUCCUGGGUGCACCCUGAUGGAGUUGGGGUCCAGAUUGACACCAUCACCCCUGAGAUAAGGGCCCUGUAUAAUGUCCUGGCCAAAGUGAAGAGGGAGAGAGACGAGUAUAAACGCAGAUGGGAAGAAGAAUAUACUAUGAGGAUGGAUCUGCAACAGAAAAUUGCAGACCUACAAGAGGACCUGCAGGAGAGUGAAGGCUGUCAGGACGAGCUGGCUCUCAGAGUUCAGCAGCUGAAGGCAGAGCUGGUUCUCUUCAAAGGCCUCAUGAGCAAUAACUUGUCAGAUUUGGACAGUAAGAUCCAGGAGAAGGCCAUGAAGGUUGACAUGGACAUCUGCCGCAGGAUCGACAUCACCGCUCGUCUCUGUGACGUAGCUCAGCAGAGGAACUGUGAAGAUGUGAUCCAGAUGUACCAGGUUCCAAACAACCAAUCAUCCCUAAACUGCCGCCGGAAACAAACCCCCCUGUCCUUCAAUGGGAGUGAGUGUGAUGAACCUGUGAGCACCUCUGAAAGUGAUGGGGGGGUGGUCAAAGACGAAGAGCACUGUGGCUCAUCAGCCAAUCAAAUCAAUGAGGAGAUGCAGAGAAUGCUGAACCAACUGCGGGAAUGUGAGUUUGAGGAUGACUGUGACAGUCUGGCUUGGGAGGAGACCGAGGAGACACUGCUUCUUUGGGAGGACUUCCCAGGAUGCACUCUGCCUCCUGACCCUACCCACCCACCAGGAGAGGAGGACUGUCUGGAAAAGGUGAUUAAUGACACUGAAUGUCUUUUCAAGUCCCGAGAGAAGGAAUACCAAGAGACAAUUGACCAGAUUGAGCUGGAACUGGCUACAGCAAAGAGCGAUAUGAACCGACAUCUGCACGAGUACAUGGAGAUGUGCUCCAUGAAAAGAGGCCUUGAUGUUCAGAUGGAGACCUGCAGAAGACUCAUCACACAGAGUGGAGACAGUAACUCUGCAGCACCUGCGUCCACUGAGGACAGUGACCAGAGAGAGAGUGACAGGUCUUCAGCAUCACCGCCCUCUUCCUCGAGCGCCGGGAGGUCUUGACACUCCCUUACUGCGGCACCAAUCAGGGCUGUGAUCACGUGACCUCUACUGCGUUCGGCUACAGUACCACACCAACGUAAUACACACCUGUAACUAUGGCAACACCAUGUUUACAUAUGAACCCCUUCAUUUACUGAGUCACACUGUUUAUUCGCCUUGCUGUCCACAUAAAUCAGCUUUGGUCCAAGGAGACUUUAAACGAUGGGACUGUGAUUGAGUAGCAGAGCUGGAUUUUUGUCAUUUCUACUCCAUGCAGAUGUCACUGCCCUGCAGAGGGGAGAGGUUCUUCUUGUAGUUGGACCCUGUCAUCUCAUGUUUGACAGCAGUAGUUAAGAAAAUGGAUCUUAUUAUGUUUGUUAUGUAAACAUUCAGAAGGUCGCAGACUCUGAAUUUAUUGUAAGUAAAUGGGCUGAUGUACAGUUAAGUGCAGUAGGCUACAGGAAAGCAUAGCAUGACUUAUUCACUCCACACACAAUAAAAAACACUUGCAUCUGAAGCUAACUAAGAAAAUACCUGUUGUAAUGUCACUAGAUCAUAAAGUCCACUCCACACACAUUUACAGUCUGAUAAUUUACCUUAAACGAACAAGCAAACCAAAAAAAACAGGGAGCAAGACAGUUCGAGUCAUGCUAAAAAGGUUGAGUUAAGUGAUUGGCGAGUUUUGUAUUGAUAGUGAUGAGCUUUAAAGUCAAAUAAGAUGUCAUAAUUCAGCAUUUUACUGCCUCAUAGCUGCAGAUUUUGAGCUUGUGUCUGUAGCAGAUUAAUCCACAGGCAAAGCGAACCUCAAGUGAAGAAUAAAUCAUAACAUAUAUGCUUUAUUUAGCAAAAACAUAAAGUUGAGAAAUUAUUUCACAAAAGAACCAAAAUAGCUGUGUGUAUAUUGGAGCAGCAGACUUGUGUCUCAUGCCUCCUCUUUUUUGCCAAUAGAAAAAAAGAAAGUUUUGGACUGGUUGGUCUGUACAAUGACCAAUUCACUUAUUUAUCUGCUGUGAAUUAUCCAGCUCCUAACAGGAUUUUUAAUGGGAGAGAGAAAUCCACCAGUUUAACAGUUUAACCAUGUUAUCCAUUGCUGAUGUACUUCAGAGUUCCUUGCUCAGUCAAUUCUGCAUUAAAUGUACGAAUAAAUGGCCAAAAUAGCUAAUAAUCAUGUGACAAUAUAUCCACUGCAGUUACAAUACAUUUUGAACAAUACUUACAAUAUUGGCUGUAAGCAUCAGCAUCACUUUGAUGUCAGGCUUGGAAAGAGCAAACUACACCAACAUUGCAACCCUCAUACACGGAGAAAUCCAUCCUAGAAGAGGCACAACGACAAUUUUUCAUUGAGAAUUAUUGAAAAUUAAGUUGGACAACAACAAAAAAAGUCGAAGCAAAUGAAGCAUUUUUAAAGACAGAACAGCGAAAAAGGUUUACAAUAUUUACAACAUCAAAAGCAUCUGAAAUGCAUUGAAGAUCACAGAUAAACCCGUUGAGGUGUGUAUUUUCUAUUAAUGGUGCUUCAUAAGAAACCUAAAGGUGUGAAUGAGGGAAGCAUGUUUGUUUUAAAUAUAGCCCUAGUCUCCGUCUUGUGCAGUUAAAACUCUGCACCCUCUUGAAGUUGAUCUGGAGUUAGUGUUGGCUCUUCAGACGAGAACAGUACUGUAUGAAUGCUAUAAUAUAAUGCUUAGAUUAGAGUUGGAUCCUUUGCCGUUCGAGCUGAGCUGCAUGGUUGAGUAGAAUCAAGGUAAAGAUCACAAAAGAAGAACACCAGGAUGGUGACUAAACAAUGUAGGUUAGCAACUGAGUGCCAAAAUACAGUGGUCAGGGUGCGAAUCAACAGGAAAUAGCCAGGAAAAAAAGAAUGACAAGUAUAGCUGCCGAAGCUAUAUCACCAAGGUGCUUGAUGUAUAUAAGUAAACUUAUUUUUGAGCCUGUAAACAUUUGCACAUAGAAAGGAAGAGCAAAGCAAAAUGUAUAUGAAACAAUCAGCACUAUUACUUGUAAAACAAAAAAACACGCUGGAAAUAGUAAACUAUAUUUCUUCUAUUCAUAUUUCCUCAUCUUUUACAUGUUGCAGGUGGUGUACUAGAAUAAUAAAUUAACACAAACACAUACCUCAUUUUUACUUUAUUUGUAUUUUUCUUUGUGUUUUCUGUGCACAUUUAACCAUGAACUUUAACCUCCGACACUCCGCUACAGCAAAACAUAUAUUAGCAUAGUGCUGGAAAGUGGCCCCCCCCUACCAUCACUGCUCUACUAUCAGACACUGUUGUCUAAAUAUAGUCCUGGCUGUAGUUUCUUAUGUGUGGUUGAACCAGGUGAAAUGUGUUUCUUCUGCUUUUACUGCGACUCGCACUUCAAGACAAUAAAGACAGUAGGGGGACAGAUUUGAAGCUUAUAUACACUCAUGCAUGUGUGGCUGUCGAAAUCAGCUAAUGGCUAAUCGCAGUGCUUCACUACUGUUGGAAUACAGAAGGAGGAUGUUAGAGAUAAAUUGAGUGAGACAUAAAACACACCAUUUCCCUUUGUAUAGGUUUACUUUCACACACUGAGUGAGUCUCUAUGUAUGCAUGUGCCAGUGUGUAUGUUUUUGGGUGUUAUGUCUGUAUAGUGAGUGUUUUUAAAAAGACUUUUACCGGGGCAAAUGUACAACACGAAGAAGAAAGAAACAUUACAAGUCCAAUUUGAUAUCGUAUGUGUUCAACUUUCCAAGAGACAUUUGAGACUGAGCUGUCUUUUGACAGUUAUGAUCUGAAAAAUUGUAAAUAUUCAAAUCAAAUGACAAUGGAGUUUUCCAUUGGUACUGUUUCUUUAUGAGUGUAUGGAGUUGCCAAAUAAAGUCAAUUUAAAAAUAACUCAAGUUAAAAAAAAAAAGAAGAAGAAGAACUACUGAAAUGCAAAUGCUUUAGCGAAAUGACUGUGUGAUGGCUUAGAUAAUAUAUGUGUAAAGGAAAUAUAGCUUUGAAUAUAUACUUGUGUUCAAAGACUGCAGGAGAAGAAUGUCCACAGUCACACACCUGAAAAGGCACUUACAAAAGUUUUGAAUUAGAUACCUGAUUGCUCUAUUUAGCUUUUCAUUGGAAACCACGGUGGUUAAUGACAGAACAUGACUUCAUGUUUACAGAGGAAAAAUAUUAUAUUUGUGUCUGAUAACAAUUUGAUGCCAAUCCUAAGCACUGAUGAAUAACUCCAGAUGUGUGACUACGCAGCUUUAAAUAUCAAGACAGUAAUCUAGGCUAAAACAAACUUCACUGCAGAGCUACAGUAUGUAACGUGUCAAGAGAGACCGAAAGAAUAAAAGAUACAACUGAGCAACAAA
Messenger RNA from Larimichthys crocea (large yellow croaker), 5902 nucleotides. RefSeq names its product intermediate filament family orphan 1b (gene iffo1b). Lineage: Eukaryota; Metazoa; Chordata; Actinopteri; Sciaenidae. The transcript has 10 exons. The record is from RefSeq and is a predicted model, not a curated record. The coding region runs from base 700 to 2607 and encodes 635 amino acids.